CGCCGCUGCUAUGCCAGCCAGUGGGCCUUGUUAUGGCGCUGUGGUGCCGUGCCAGCGCGGGAACCGACCGUACGCGGACCUCUUCACGCUGCCGCUGCCGCUGCCGCCGCCGCCCGCGACGACGGCGGCCGCGGAGCAGUAUUCGGAGUUCUUGGCGAUGGCUGCGGCUGAUCUGGCGAAGAAGGGCGUCAGCCCCGACGGUGCUCAGGAAAUGAUCACCAAGAAGCGGAGGCGCGACGAGCAGUCGUCGAUGCUUGGCGCGGCCGACGUUCUUGCGGCCCGCGCGCAACAGCAGAUCACCGACGUCGACAGCAUCCUGCUCAAACAUGCGAGAAAGAUGUCAAAUAUGGCUAUUCUUAACUAGUUAGACGCACAACUCGUAUCGACGCCGUCCGCUCGUCGUGUGGAUCAGCGCCCCAGGCCCCACACGGACCCACUAGAUUGUGCCUAUUUCCUCUUUUCUCAGCGCAUACGGAGAGAAUACACGUCCUAUCGUAUCUGCCAUCCUACCUACGCACGACGUGUAGCAUGUACUCGCCUACCCCCCGUCCACUACCCCGUGACCAGCCCCCACCCCCGACCAUCCCCAUCCGUGAUUCAAAAUUCGAAUCGAAGCAGGCAGACGCAGCUGCAUCGAGCGGACGAACCACGGCCUCCCCGUCCACGCGCCUGGAUCCCUAGGUUGCUUCACGAUUCAAUGAUGAAUCGCGGUGCAGAGUCAUUCACGGAUCUCCUCUUCAGAUUUUGUUCCCAGCCGGCCGCAACAGAGGGCGUCCCAGAUCUGGGAUUGCUAGAGGAGGAGGAGGAGGAGGAGGAGGAGGAGGAGGUCGAGGACGAGGAGGAGGAGGGCGAAGAGCGCAUCCAUCCUAAUUUCCAGAAUCAUUCUCCUUCUUCAAGCCAAGAUGGAGAGAAAUCUGAUGCCACAGAUUCAGGAACUCCUGAAGAUCAGGAGGCUAUGCCAUAUUUCUCCAACGUCCCAGAUAUUGACGACGCAGAAGAGACCCAGCCCGAAUCGCAUCCCAUUCCAGUUCCGUGGACUCAAAGGGUCCGACUUGGCAAAAUUCCUGACAGCCGUGCCACAUUAUCGGGAAGGAAAAGUGCUUUGGAAAAGGCCAUGAGAAAUUACGCUGAUAAGAAGUCAGAGUUCGUCGUCAAGCCAGAGAUCGGCCAGGAAUUUGAUUCUUUGGCCGAAGCUUAUGACUUCUACAACCUAUACUCGUGGGAGAUUGGUUUUGGCAUCAAGUAUGGGCAAUGCAGAAGAAACGUUGAAAAGUGCAAGACGGUCCAGGACAUAGUUUGCGGAUGCGCGAUGAGUUAUAUCAUCCAGCCGGCUAACAUUUGCAAUUGCAUUCAGGGAAACCACGCAGGGAAAAUUCACAUUCAGUAUGCUGCCAAUGUCCUGCGCUUAUGAGGUUGCAUCGCACGUCAGACCAUGGUUGGUUCAUCCAUGAUGUGAAGCAUGAGCAUAAUCACAGUAUGUCACAAACAUGUGGAGAGAAGUUGCACUGGCCAUCUCACAGGCACAUUGAUGCCCAUGCCAAAGACAUUGUCAUGCACCUUAGGAACAACAAUAUAUCAUUAAGCAAGACUUUCGGUGUGAUUGCAAGCUUUUUUCGGGAUAUGGAAAACUUGCCCUUUAACAAGAGAUCUCUGCGUUAUCUCUGCAAGAGGAUGAAUCAGCAGCAGGGCGAUGAUGACAUCAGAAAGACGAUACAACUCUUCUCUGAAUUGAAAGAGAAGGAUCCAAACUUUGUCGACAGUGUGCUUGUUGAUGAAGGCAGCAAGAUCAGGGCAUUGAUGUGGAAAGACGGUAAGAGCCGACACCAGUACAAAUUCUUUGGAGAUGCAAUAACAUUCGACACAACAUAUCGUACGAACCAGUACGACAUGCCGUUUGGUCUUUUUGUUGGUGUCAACAAUCACUUUCAGAGCAUCAUCCUUGGAGGAGUGUUGCUACGCGAUGAAACAACUGAGACUUUUGAGUGGGUGUUCAAGGAAUUUGCAUCUUUGAUGGGAGGGAAGGCUCCAAAAACAAUACUCACGGACCAAGCCCGUGCAAUGGAGAGGGCUAUAUGUUCCCAGUGGCCUGAUACAACUCACAGAUGGUGCAAAUGGCAUGUAUUGCAAAAAGCAAGGGAACAUAUAGGUUCUGUUUAUUCAAAAAACAGUGAUUUCAGAGACGAGUUUCACAAACUUCUCGAGUAUAUGGUCACAGUAGAUGAGUUUGAAACCGCAUGGGCCAGCUUGAUUGAGAAAUAUCAACUUGCAGACCACCCAUGGCUCACUCAAAUAUAUGAAGUUAGAACAAAAUGGGCAAAGCCAUA
This is a messenger RNA of Triticum dicoccoides, 2324 nucleotides long. RefSeq names its product myelin transcription factor 1-like protein. NCBI's taxonomy places the organism in Eukaryota, Viridiplantae, Streptophyta, Magnoliopsida, Poales, Poaceae. The coding region runs from base 698 to 1411 and encodes 237 amino acids. The record is from RefSeq and is a predicted model, not a curated record. The transcript has 6 exons.